Messenger RNA from Aspergillus uvarum CBS 121591, 1950 nucleotides. RefSeq names its product putative MFS monosaccharide transporter. Gene Ontology annotation, molecular function: carbohydrate:proton symporter activity. Gene Ontology annotation, biological process: transmembrane transport; carbohydrate transport. Lineage: Eukaryota; Fungi; Ascomycota; Eurotiomycetes; Eurotiales; Aspergillaceae. The record is from RefSeq and is a predicted model, not a curated record. Gene Ontology annotation, cellular component: membrane. The coding region runs from base 111 to 1712 and encodes 533 amino acids. The transcript is spliced from 4 exons.
CGGCUUUCCCCCCCUCUCCCUCCUCUUCCAACCAUCUCUAUAACCCAUCUCUCCCCUGGGUUCCUCAUAUACGCUUCUAUCAUUCUGGCAUCGUAACAUUCAUUCUCAUCAUGGCGCCUCCUACAUAUGCCGGCUUUUCGGGCCGGCGACUCGGCCUCGCGAUAUCGACAAUCGCGACUAUGGGCUUCUUGCUUUUUGGUUAUGACCAGGGUGUCAUGUCAGGUAUCAUUUCUGAUCCGGCGUUCAACGACAUGUUCACUGCGACCAAGGGUGACUCGGUCAUGCAAGCAACCGUGACUGCAGUCUAUGAAGUCGGCUGUCUUUUUGGUGCCAUCUUCGCCUUGAUUUGUGGUGAAAAGUUGGGGCGUCGCCUCAUGGUCAUGUGGGGUGCGACCGUGAUGAUCAUCGGUGUAAUCAUUCAAGUCACUGCCAUGCCCAAUUCGAUCCCACUGCUGCAGUUCAUCUUCGGCCGUGUGGUCACUGGUAUCGGCAACGGUAUGAACACGUCGACUAUCCCAACGUAUCAAGCCGAGUGCUCCAAGACUAGCAACCGUGGUCUUCUUAUCUGCAUUGAAGGAGGCAUUAUUGCCAUUGGAACCAUGAUCGCCUACUGGAUCGACUAUGGAGCCCACUACGGUCCCCAAGACCUGGUCUGGCGCUUUCCCAUUGCCUUCCAAGUCUUCUUCGGACUCAUCAUCAUUUUCGGCAUGUGGAAACUCCCCGAAUCCCCUCGUUACUUGAUCGCCCACGGCAAGGUUGAGGAAGGUACUCGAGUCCUUGCUGCCCUCGCAGGCGAGGAAAUCGACCACCCCCACAUCCAGCUGGAGAAGAAUCUCACCCUGGACUCUGUUCGAGCUUCCGGAAACUCCCACGCCAAGUUCAGCGACUUGCUUACCGGGGGUCCCUCUCAGCAUUUCCGCCGCAUGUUGGUCGGUUCGUCAUCUCAGUUCUUUCAGCAGAUUUCUGGCUGCAACGCGGUCAUCUACUACUUGCCCGUGCUUCUUGAGGAUUCUAUCCACCAGUCGCACAAUUUCGCGCUUCUGAUUGGCGGUAUCAACAUGAUCUGUUACGCCAUCUUCGCCACAUUCUCGUGGUUCUUCAUUGAAAAGAUCGGUCGUCGCAAGCUGUUCCUUGCCGGCAGCUACGGUCAAUGUGCUGCGAUGAUUAUCGUCUUUGCCUGCUUGAUCCCGGGCGAUGCUGAGAGUGCUAAGGGAGCUAUCUUCGGGUUCUUCCUAUACAUGUGCUUCUUCGGUGCCACCUGGUUGCCUCUCCCGUGGCUCUACCCUGCCGAAAUCUCCCCUCUCAAGACCCGGUCCAAAGCCAAUGCCGUGUCGACCUGCAGCAACUGGCUUUUCAACUUCACCGUGGUUAUGAUUACACCUGUGAUGGUCAGCAGUAUCGGUUGGGGCACGUAUCUCUUCUUCGCCGCAUGGAAUGCGCUCUUCAUCCCGGUCAUUUGGUUCUUCUAUCCCGAAACCGCCAACCGCAGUCUGGAAGAGAUCGAUUUGAUCUUCGCCAAGGGCUAUGUCGAGAAGAUGAGCUAUGUCCGCGCGGCCAAGGAGCUGCCCAAGCUCACCGAUGAUGAAAUCGAAGCCAAGGCGGCCGAAUAUGGCAUCCUCGGUGGUGACGAGGAGAAGGCUGAGGAGCGUAUCGCCGAGAAGAACCCUCCCCAGUCCGAAGAGUUUUCCCAGUUCCAGCCCACGCAGCUGUAAGGGUAAAAAAGGCAGCGCAUGGGAGUUUUUUUUUCAUUUAUGAUGAUAUGCCUCGCAACAUGAUUUAUAUACCUCUUUUGUUGAUUGUUUUCUCUUGUUCUCUAUUUUUGGUCGAAUUGCUGCCGAGCCCAGUUGCUGGCCAACCUUGCCUACGUGUCCUUGCCUGGUGCAGGAUACAUGCGUGCGUGCGUGCGUGCGUGCGUGAUGUAUUGGGCGCAUCCUUCGUCGAUGCAUGGGA